AUGUUAUCUUUCCUGCAUGGUGUUGAAUAUGACUGUUCCAACGGACCCGUAAUACACCAGGCUUUUAGUUUAGACAAGUGUGGUGUAUGUGGAGGUGACGGAACGUCCUGCUUAGAUUGUCGUGGGAUUCUUUAUGGUGAUUCAACAUACGAUUGUGGUAUUUGCGUUGACAAUAGAAACUCGUCUAAUUCUCAACUCAGAGAUUGUGUAGGAGUUUGUGGGGGUAACAAUACUGUGCUUGCUGUAGAACAUAAGGAAGUCUGUAUUAGGAAAGGAGACGAACAAGCUUUGUUUCCUUGUAAGGGAGUGGGGAACGCUUCAACUUACAUUAACAGUUGUGGUCAUUGUGUCGGAGGAAAUACGGGAUUACCAUCAGAUUUCGGACAAGAUCUCUGUGGUGUAUGUAAUGGCAACAACGAAUGUGUUGGUUGUGAUGGUGUUCCAAAUAGCGGCUGGAUUCUAGAUAAUUGUGGAGAAUGCAAUCCUUCAGGACACAUUAGUGGUAUGUUAAUACAUUGGAAUCGUAGAUCA
Messenger RNA from Limulus polyphemus (Atlantic horseshoe crab), 531 nucleotides. RefSeq names its product keratin-associated protein 5-3-like. Lineage: Eukaryota; Metazoa; Arthropoda; Merostomata; Xiphosura; Limulidae. The transcript is spliced from 4 exons. The annotation marks the transcript as partial. The record is from RefSeq and is a predicted model, not a curated record.